This is a messenger RNA of Nerophis lumbriciformis (worm pipefish), 2204 nucleotides long. RefSeq names its product gamma-aminobutyric acid receptor subunit rho-2-like. Gene Ontology annotation, biological process: monoatomic ion transmembrane transport. The record is from RefSeq and is a predicted model, not a curated record. Gene Ontology annotation, molecular function: extracellular ligand-gated monoatomic ion channel activity; GABA-A receptor activity. Gene Ontology annotation, cellular component: membrane. Lineage: Eukaryota; Metazoa; Chordata; Actinopteri; Syngnathiformes; Syngnathidae.
UCCACAAAGACGACACGCCAACUGUCUCCUCCACCAAACGUUUCGCUUCAUGACUUUGGAAUUACUAUGCGGUGUUUCGCCAGGAUUUUGCUGUUAUUCCUGUGCCUGGUCGUCAUUGGCGACUGUCGGAGACAAAAAAGCAGAAAAAAACGAUGGUCGACGGAAAAUCACACCUUGGGCACUCCAAAGUCAAAGAAGGCUGCAGAUGGAACCAAAAAUCGGAAGGUGAAGAGCAGCCACAUUCUGCAGAUUGAUGAUCAUGACUUCACCAUGAGACCUGCAUUUGCAGGUCCAGCUGUUCCUGUUGGUGUCGAUGUUCAGGUUGAGAGCUUGGAUAGCAUAUCAGAAGUAGAUAUGGAUUUCACUAUGACCCUGUAUCUGAGGCAUUACUGGAAGGAUGAGAGAUUGGCCUUUCCCAGUUCCACCAACAAGAGCAUGACCUUUGAUGGGCGCCUGGUGAAGAAAAUUUGGGUGCCAGAUGUGUUUUUUGUCCACUCCAAGAGGUCUUUCAUUCAUGACACCACGACUGAGAACAUCAUGCUGCGGGUUUUCCCUGAUGGUCACGUCCUGUAUAGCCUAAGGGUUACAGUGACUGCUGCAUGCAACAUGGAUUUUAGUCGUUUCCCUUUGGAUUCACAGACAUGUACAUUGGAGCUGGAGAGUUAUGCUUACACAGACGAGGACCUGAUGCUGUAUUGGAAGAGCGGUGAUGAGUCCCUAAGUACUGAUGACAGGAUUUCUCUGUCUCAAUUCCUCAUCCAGAAGUUUCAUACAACCUCCAGAUUAGCUUUCUACAGCAGCACAGGCUGGUACAACCGCCUCUACAUCAACUUUACAUUGCGGCGUCACAUCUUCUUUUUCCUGCUGCAGACCUACUUUCCUGCCACUCUCAUGGUCAUGCUGUCCUGGGUGUCCUUCUGGAUUGACCGCAGGGCCGUCCCUGCUCGAGUAUCAUUAGGUAUAACAACAGUGCUGACCAUGUCCACUAUCAUCACUGGGGUCAAUGCCUCCAUGCCCAGGGUCUCCUACAUCAAAGCAGUGGAUAUUUACCUCUGGGUCAGUUUUGUCUUCGUCUUUCUGUCCGUCCUUCAAUACGCGGCCGUCAACUAUCUGACCACAGUCAGAGACGGUAAAGACAGAAAGCUCCGGGAAACAGCGCGAGAACAGCAGACACUUCCCUGCACCUGUGGCAUGCCCCAUGCAAAGACAAUGAUGAUGGAUGGGGCGUACAGCGAGGCAGAUGCCAACAGCCUGGCAGGCUACACCAGGGCUUCUAUGGCAGCUGAGGACACACAAGACAAACAUGAGCAGAUGAUGGUGCAUCUUUCUCUGGACGAGUCUACACUAACCAAGAGGAAGAGUAGCCGCAAUUUUCGGAUAAUCCAGAACACCCACGCCAUUGACACCUACUCUCGCUUCAUCUUUCCUGGUGCCUACACCCUUUUUAACCUUAUAUAUUGGUGUGUGUACUGCUGAAAGACUUAUACUAGAUUUUUCCACUUGCAGUAUGUUCAAUUCAUCCAGCAAGACAACUGAAGAAAAUGAUGUUACCACUGAAAAUCAUUUUAAUUCUGGUUAAACCCUUAAAAUCUACUGGAUUUUUUGCAUAAGUCUGUAGAAAAUAAAUAUAUAUAAUAAAUAAAAAAAUAAGAACAAAACAAUAAAAUUUCAAUGAACAGCUUCUGAGUUCAAUGCAUUACAUAUAUACCUGUAGUGUGUACUUAAUUGAUGUAGGCUACAUAAUACAUAAAUACUAUUCUUGUGGUAUUCAUUGGGAGAAAUCUGGGAACUCUGAUACUAAAUCGUGUGCUGGUAUGACAUUAAUUCCUAAAAAAUUUCUAGAAAAUCCGGGAUUUUUUUUUUUUAUAAUUCCUGAACAGGCUGAAUUGGAACGGUUUGAAUAGGAUAAAAAAUGUGGAAGUUGUGGAACUUUGAAAAAUGUCCCAUUCUUUUCAAUGGGAAUUUCAUGGACAUGGGAAAAGAGAGAAUUUUGGUGUUGGAAUUUUUCAAAUCGGUCGAGAAAAGUUGAAGUUAUAAUUGGAAAUGGAAAUGGAAAUUUAUUGGAAAAUGCUAAAAAAAAAAUUGUAUUACGAAAUUCCUGGAAAACCGGGAAUUUUUCCAGUUCAAAAAACAACUUUGUUUUUUGUCCUGAUUAAGAGGAAUGUUGUGACAGUGAAAUGGUUGAAGUGGGUUGAAAAAUGUGG